Molecule: messenger RNA, 1368 nt
Organism: Solanum stenotomum
Lineage: Eukaryota; Viridiplantae; Streptophyta; Magnoliopsida; Solanales; Solanaceae
Exons: 3
Coding region: 1-1368 (455 amino acids)
Biological process (GO): defense response
Source: RefSeq, a predicted model, not a curated record
AUGCAAAAUAACUCAAACAAAACUCUCUCUCACACACACAUUAUUUCCUCCUCCUUCUCUCUUGAUGCCAUUGCCAAUCUCCACCACCAUCUCCUCCUCCUCGUCGCCGCCACAAACGGCGACAAUAACACAACAAUGGACCCCACAACUACCACCAACCUUGUCAUCCCUACCCCACAAUCCUCCUCUCUCUCUUAUCAACCUACACCAAAUAAUAAUAAUAGCCACAUUCUUGAAAUUACUCUCAUUUCUGCCCAAGAUUUAGCUCCUGUUUCAAAAUCUCUAAGAACUUAUGCUCUCACAUGGAUCAAUCCCAAUAGAAAAAGAAGCACAAAAGUUGAUAAUGAAGGUCACAAUAACCCCACGUGGAAUGACAAGUUCUCCUUCAAGGUCAAUGAGGAGUUCUUAUAUUCAGAGAAUUCAGCAGUCCAUGUUGAAAUUUACACUGUUUCUUGGUUUAGAGAUGUUUUAGUUGGUACAAUUAAUGUUCAAUUAAACAAUUUAAUUAACCCUUGUGUUAAUUUACAAAAUUCAUCAAAUGGAAAAAGAUUUGUUGCUUUACAAAUUAGAAGGCCCUCUGGAAAUCCACAAGGAAUUCUCAACAUGGGAGUGGCUAUUAUUGAAAGUUCUAUGAGAAGUAUGUCAUUAAUUUGUAAAGAAAUUAUGGACCCUACUUCAUUGGAUUAUAGGGACAUUUUGGACAAGAAAAUGAGUGAAAAUUAUCAAGAAGUUGUUGAUGAUGAUAAACAAAGGGAACUAAAUGAAAAGGUACAACUAUGGAGAUCUAUGAGUUUAGGGUAUUCCGAGGUUAAUAAUGACGAAUUUCCUAUCAAAGGUGGCUCCAUUUGUAACGGUUCAAUGGCAAAUGGAUCUAUGGUAAAUGGUUCGGAGUUAUGUUCGGAUGUUGGCCCCUCAGCUUCUAUUGUAGCAGCUGAGAUAGCCGCUAAAAGGUAUCAACAAUUACUUUCGACAGUACAACCCGAGCCACGACAAAAAGUGGAGACUAAAAAAUCAAAGGAAAUGGAAGAUGGAGAAAGCUCACUAAUAUUAGAGGAUUUAACAGCAGAGGAAGCGUAUGCAAAAGGGUUAUUAUCGUCAAAUAGUGAGAAAUUGAGGAAAGAGACGAUCGCGACGCAAACACAGGCGAUAAACGGAGGACAUGCACGACGAAAUUCCGAUGGAGGAGGGUUGUUUUCUUGCUUUGGAAAUGCGUAUGGUAUUGAGUUUAGAAUUGUUUGCGGAGCGAACAGUAACAACAACGAUAAUAAUAAUAACAAUAACAAUAAUAAUGUUGGGAAUAGUAGUAGGAUUCCUAAUAAUAGCAAUAAAGUUAGAAAAAAAUGGUCUAGUGAGACAAAUUCAGCAUGA